This is a messenger RNA of Drosophila busckii, 1209 nucleotides long. RefSeq names its product proteoglycan 4-like. Lineage: Eukaryota; Metazoa; Arthropoda; Insecta; Diptera; Drosophilidae. Bases 85 to 1209 code for a protein of 374 amino acids. The transcript is spliced from 2 exons. The record is from RefSeq and is a predicted model, not a curated record.
ACAUAUUACAACAUCAACUAGAAAUUCAAUAGUCUUGUUUAUCUAUUUACAAACAUGGGGCUUUAAAGUUUUGCUGAACAAACUAUGCAAGAAAGCUGUAUUAAUAUAGAAAUGGAUGAUAAUUCGAAUGGAUUAAUAAUAUCAUCGAAGGCUACAGCGAAGACAACAUCUGAGCAGCAAGUGGACAAACCUUUACCAUUUUUGUUAUAUUUGUCUCCAAGUCAGUGGGAGAGAUCAGGGGCGGCUAAAAAGGAGAAAGAGACUGAAUGCAAAGGGGUCAAGCGCUCCUGUACGAACGAUCCGGAGCCCAACAAGAAAUUGAAACGCACACACUUUUAUAGCGAGGUCUACUUGAACCCGAAACCGUUGCAAACGGAAGACGUGAAACGUGGAGCCAAUUGCAUAAUGGAACACUCGCUAUGGAUCGCCAUGCAAGACAAACUAGUGGAUCAGGAGAGGAAGAAAAUAAAGCGCAAGCACAAGAAGAAGAUGCAGCAGCCCCAGCCGCAGCAAGUACAACCACGAGAGGCAGGCUCUUGGACACAUAAGCUACCAAAAGAGGAGUCUUCGGAAGAUGAGCCACUAGAUCAACCAAAAGAGCCAGGCUCGUGGGCACAUAAGCUACCAAAAGAGAAGUCUUCGCAAGAUGAGCCAGAAAAGCAACCAAAAGAGCCAGGCUCGUGGGCACAUAAGCUACCAAAAGAGGAGUCUUCGCAAGAUGAGCCAGAAGACCAACCAAAAGAGCCAGGCUCGUGGGCACAUAAGCUACCAAAUGAGAAGUGUUGGUUACAUGAUCCACAAGAACAACCGAAAAACCCUCUCUCGUGGGCACAUAAGCUACCAAAAGAAGACUGCUGUUGUCAACACGAGCCAGAAGAGCAUCUAGCAGGGCCUAUCUCGUGGCUACCAAAGGAGUCUCUAUCGAGGGCACAUAAGCUACCAAAAGAGCCAGGCUCGUGGGAAUAUAAGCUACCAAAAGAGAAGUCUUGGCAAGAUGAGCCAAAAGAGCAACUAAAAGAACCAGGCUCGUGGGCACAUAAGCUACCAAACGAGAAGUGUUGGUUACAUGAUCCACAAGAGCAACCAGAAAACCCUCGCUCUUGGGCACACUGGCUAGCAAAAAAAGUGCUGUUGUCUACACGAGCCAGAAGAGCAUCCAGAAGAGCCUAUCUCGUGGCGACCAAAGGAGUCUCUCUCGAGGGCACAUAA